ACGUUCGCAAUUAAAGAUGUUCGGAUACUUUAAGCUCAUGUACCCAGCUCCCAUAUCGGAACCCAUCAGCACCAGAGAUUCGAACGCCUAUCUGCUUGAAACGCUUCGAAUCUCAGGUCUAAACUUUCGAAACGAUUUCGGAGUGGGCCGCAAGAUCUGGAGGGUGUUCUCCUUCACCUAUAAUAUGCUGAUACUACCCGUGAGUUUCCCCAUCAACUACACGAUCCACCUGGCGGAGUUCCCGCCGGACUUGCUGCUGCAAUCCCUGCAGCUCUGCCUCAACACCUGGUGCUUCGCUCUGAAGUUCUUCACGCUGGUCAUCUACAUGGACCGUUUGGAGCUGGCCAACAAGCACUUCGACGAGAUGGACAAGUACUGUGUUAAGCCGGAGGAGAAGCGCAAAGUACGCGACAUGGUGGCCGCCAUCACCAGGUUGUACCUGAUCUUCGUGGUGGUCUACGUUCUAUACGCCACCUCCACCCUGCUGGACGGACUGUUUCACGACCGUGUGCCGUACAACACAUACUAUCCCUUUGUAAACUGGCGAAUCGAUCGCACUCAGUUGUACAUUCAGAGUUUCCUGGAGUACUUCACCGUGGGUUAUGCCAUAUUCGUGGCCACGGCCACCGAUUCCUACCCUGUGAUUUACGUCGCGGCCCUGCGCUCCCACAUCCUGAUGCUCAAGGACCGCAUCAUCAACCUGGGCGAGGCCAGCAAUGAAGGUGGCAGCGACCGCGACUCCAUAUUUAAAUCUUUGGUGGAUUGCAUCAAGGCUCACAGAACAAUGCUGAAUUUUUGUGAUGCCAUUCAACCGAUCAUCUCUGGCACUAUAUUUGCCCAAUUCAUCAUAUGCGGAUCCAUUCUGGGGAUCGUUAUGAUCAAUAUGGUGCUGUUCGCCGACCAGUCGACCCGAUUUGGCAUAGUAACCUACGUUAUGGCCGUCCUUCUGCAGACGUUCCCGCUCUGCUUCUAUUGCAACGCCAUCGUGGAUGACUGCAACGAACUGGCGGAUGCACUUUUCCAUAGUUCCUGGUGGAUGCAGGACAAGCGGUACCAGCGGACAGUCCUUCAGUUUCUGCAGAAGCUCCAGCAGCCCAUGACGUUCACGGCCAUGAAUAUAUUCAACAUAAAUCUGGCCACAAACAUCAAUGUGGCUAAAUUCGCCUUUACCGUAUACGCUAUCGCCAGCGGAAUGAACUUGGAUCAGAAGUUGCAACUUCAGGAAUAGAAACACGAAAUAAAAAUAACCGCACCAGAGGUAAACGUACAUACAUUGAUUUAUGAACUUAAC
Drosophila subpulchrella is the source of this 1291-nucleotide messenger RNA. It is a transcript of the gene Or43b, whose product is annotated as odorant receptor 43b. NCBI's taxonomy places the organism in Eukaryota, Metazoa, Arthropoda, Insecta, Diptera, Drosophilidae. Gene Ontology annotation, biological process: sensory perception of smell; detection of chemical stimulus involved in sensory perception of smell. Gene Ontology annotation, cellular component: plasma membrane. The coding region runs from base 17 to 1228 and encodes 403 amino acids. Gene Ontology annotation, molecular function: odorant binding; olfactory receptor activity. The transcript has 3 exons. The record is from RefSeq and is a predicted model, not a curated record.